AUGGAACAGCCGUGGGCUGUGGCCCUGGCUUUUGCUGGGGGCUGGUUGCUUCGUGAGUGGAGCACUCCUCAGAAGGUUGAGGAACCUGCUUCGUGCCAUUGCCAGUGCUCGUUCCCUGUUUCGCCUGCUCCUGAGCACAUGGCAGCCUUAGCUCCUGGAUCUCUGAUGUUUGUCAGCUACGGAGAGGUGCCCGAGGUUUAUCACACACGUCUCAUUCUAGAUUGGGUCAGUGGACUGGAGUACGUCAUUGCCACCCCUGACCUUGACAUUUAUCCUGAGACUAUGGAUGCUUCAAACCCCGACUUCACCGAUUGCGUGCCCGCACUACCAGGUGGGUUGGUGCCGCCUGGUAUCAACCCCAACUCAGUCUACUCUUUUGCUCCCAUGACCGCUGCUGAAUUGUCUCAGUUGUUGGCUGCAGGUCGAACUGAAGCGGCAUUGGAGAGGGCAAGACGAGGAGUGGCGGCUGGAGCAGCUCCAGCUCCCGGUGCAGCGGCCCCAGUCGUGAACGAGGUCUGGGUCUUGGCGAUUUUUGUGAGGGCAUGUCAGGCGGGUCAGGUUGUUCUCAUCAAGCGCAUGAAGGAAGAGGAUAUUCCUAGUUUUUGUGAAGAAAGGGUUCAAGCCCUUCGUUCCAUCGAAGCUUCAGCUGGAGAAGACAAAACCGUGGCAGAUGAUGUUCGCACUCUGGAGACCGCCAUCAUGAAGGAGAAGAGGAAGAUGGAAGAGGCCAAAGGUGGACAGAAAGGAAAGAAGUCAAAUCCAAAGGCCACCCCUAAGGAUGGGGGUGGCAGUGGACAUGAGCGUCAGCUGCUUGUGGCCUUCAUCACUGCAAGGAUGGUUGUGCAUGGUCGGCCCAAUCGUGUUUUUCAUUCUCCAGUUCCUGACCAUCGGACCCGUGAUGUUGUUCCUCUACCGCAACUUGUUGUGGAGGAGCUCAGAGAUAGGAGAGUGUGCAGGAGUGUGGCCAAGAGAAUUCAUCAUAGAGCUGAGAUAGCCAAGAGAACAAAUCGGGUCAUAGCUGCCUUGAAUUCGCUUUUUUCGGGGAGGAGGGCUGGGACGGACGUUCCUACAGUGAGAGCUUUGGAUGACCUGCCGUUGAAUCAGCGGCUUGCCAUUUCCGAUAUCUUAAAGAAUGUCAAGAAGCUCGGUCAUCCUCCUCUGCAUUUACAUGGCUCUGAAGCCCUCAAGGCGCUUCGAGCGGCCAGCUCCACCUAUGGCUUUCAGGAAGCUGGCGUGGGUGACGUUGUUCCAUUAGAUCUUCACUAUCUUUCGCUUCCAGAGGAACGGGUGGUGGGUGUGGAUCUGGUGGAUGCGUUGCCGGAGUCGCUGCAGAGUGUUGUGACAGAUUUUGAAGAUCAUAUGCUGCAACAUGCUGAUGUUUGGACGUCUUUUUCGUCUGACCUCGAUUCAUUGCGGCCGUAUGAUGAUCCAUCUUUGAAGAAGAGGAGUGUGUACCUUGAUUUUGUGAGAGAAGUGUAUAAACGGGGCAUCAUUCGUUUUUCUCAGAAUUGUCGAGGCAGAGUAGGUGCUUUUACCGUGUCCAAGAAGCCUAAGGUCAUUGACAAUGUGGUCACCCCCCGACAGAGAUUGGUUUUGGAUUGUAGACUUGUGAAUGCUAUGUUUAGACCAUCGCCGCACACAAACCUGGGAUCACUCACAGCCUUGAGUGAGAUGUAUAUCCCAGACGGUCAAAACCUAUUCAUCUCAGGUGCUGACAUUAAAGACUGCUUCUAUGCGGUGCGGGUUGAUGAUGCAUUGAGUGAUUUUUUCGGCUUGAUGCAGGACAUCACUGGGGAUGAAGUAUAUCGGGCGACUGGUGGUGAGUGUGGUGAGAUGUAUUCGGAUGACAUGUUUACUCCUGCAGUCAGUGUGUUACCUAUGGGGUUUAGUUGGUCUUUUUACCUAGUGCAGUGCAUACACGAACAUUCGGUGUGUCGUGCCCUGGACAUCGGCCGAGAACAACUGGUUUUAGAAGGUUUUCCAGCUCCCCUUUUGAGUGGUGGCGAGUGUGUUGCAAUGCCAUACUGCGACAACGCCCACGUGCUGUCGUUCUGUGAGGACCUUUGCAAUGCUGGUAGCCUUGCAGCUCAGAGCGAUUUGACGUCGCUGGGCUUCACUACUCACGAGGAGGAGCAAGCAAAUACCUUUUUCAAAACUUUGGGUGGCGUCGUUGACGGAGUGGCAGGGGAAGUGCGCACCACGCCGGAAAGG
Messenger RNA from Cladocopium goreaui, 2211 nucleotides. The record is from the annotation of a GenBank genome assembly. NCBI's taxonomy places the organism in Eukaryota, Dinophyceae, Suessiales, Symbiodiniaceae.